This is a messenger RNA of Daktulosphaira vitifoliae (grape phylloxera), 1583 nucleotides long. RefSeq names its product torso-like protein (gene tsl). Lineage: Eukaryota; Metazoa; Arthropoda; Insecta; Hemiptera; Phylloxeridae. The transcript is spliced from 5 exons. The coding region runs from base 329 to 1369 and encodes 346 amino acids. The record is from RefSeq and is a predicted model, not a curated record.
CUGAGCGCGACUCUUGUGUAGUCUGUUGACGGCAGCGAAACUGACCCGUCGGUCAUUUGGUGUUACACGCACGUUCCUCUGGAUCGACCACAUAAAUCGCAUGCAUUCGUUGAAUUAAAAUAAAAAUAACACACCAAAAUUAUCAGUGUUUGUUGCGUCUGUAUAAAUUGCAACACUUGUUAUCAAUAAAUUUCUGUGAUUUUUAAUUUUAAUUUAUAUUUUGUUUUUUGUGAUGCCACUUUUUCAAACUAAAAUUUUAUUACUGAAUUUUUUGUGGACUAUGUGAGAUCCAGAAAAUCUUUGUACAUGCUGUAGAUUAGAUCAAGUCAUGGGCCUCGAUGGGGCCAAGGCGUUGGUUGUAUUGUUACUCUACGCUUUACGAAUUCAUCACAAGGUACAUGCGGAUAUUAAAGUAGGUAAUGCAAUUAACGUUUUCAAUCGUUAUGGGUACUUCAGCAUAAGUAUGAGAGUAGUCCCAAGGAACGACACAGAUCAUACGUGGAUAUUCAGAGAACCAACAGUAGAUGUAUUUUCAAAUUUAGCAGGAAAACAAAGCAUUAAAAGAAGUAUAAACGGUGGUCAAGUAUUCCAAGGAGAUUUUCACAUGGAAUUUUGUGAUAAUGUCAAACAGUUAAUGCAAGCUUAUUUUCGAGAUUUUUCAGUGGAAAGAUUAGACAAACCUUGGCUAGCAUUUACGGGAAGUUGGUCAAAAACAACGUUAGCUAGAAAUUUAGGUUUGGAAAUGACUUAUGUAACUGGUGAUUAUAGUUACGUACUAGUUAGAGUAGCUAGACACAGAGAAAUAGCCACUCUUCCAAUAGAUAUGGAGAAUAGUGAUCUCCAUGAACCUGUAGCAAAACAAGCUGCGUCAGUUAAUGUUGGUGAUAGCAUGUCAGUUAUAGACUUUGUCAAAAGUUUUGGAUCUCAUUAUGUGACAUCCUAUGUUACAGGGAAUUCACUAUAUCAAGUAUUUGUCUAUGUGCCUAAUACCUAUAAGAUAAUAAAAGAUCGUUUAAAAUCAAAAGGAGUUUCUCAGAUCACUAAUCAUGAAUUGACAGGGUACUUUUCGCCUUGGUAUGCUGAACAUGUUGGGAAAAUUUUAUCAGCUAGUGGAAAUGAAACUGUUGAAAAUUGGGCUCUUCAAAGACUAAGAGUCAAGUUUUAUUUCUUUACAUUUGCAUCUUUACUUAAACUACAUGGUGAUACUAAACUACUAAGUGAACUGAAUGGAUUGUUAGGCAAUGAAGCUCUCCUAAAGUUAAGUCUGAAGACUUUAUCUCCAGCAUUUAAGGAUGUUAAAAAAAAAGCUUGGUUCCAUGAAGUUAUGGACAAUAAUUUAAAACUUUGGGAAGUCAAUAUGUCAUAUUAAUUGAUACAUCAACAAAACUGUAAUUAUUAUAUUUAACUGUUAAUUUUAUGAGUAAUUGUUAAUGUAUACUAGCAUAUCCUUUAAUGCCAAAUGCUAAUGUACCUAAAAAUUAUAGUUAUUUAUACUUUAUUCAAUUAUUUUUUUUUUAAGUAAUAAUUUUAUACUUUAAAUAACUUGUAAUUUUGAUUUUUUAAUAAAAGUUUAUUUAAGUAUA